Messenger RNA from Coregonus clupeaformis (lake whitefish), 5319 nucleotides. RefSeq names its product adhesion G protein-coupled receptor B1-like. The record is from RefSeq and is a predicted model, not a curated record. The transcript is spliced from 31 exons. Lineage: Eukaryota; Metazoa; Chordata; Actinopteri; Salmoniformes; Salmonidae. Gene Ontology annotation, cellular component: plasma membrane. Gene Ontology annotation, biological process: cell surface receptor signaling pathway; negative regulation of angiogenesis; G protein-coupled receptor signaling pathway. Gene Ontology annotation, molecular function: G protein-coupled receptor activity. The coding region runs from base 199 to 5097 and encodes 1632 amino acids.
CCUCCUCCUCCUCCUCCUCCUCCUCUUCCCCUGCACCUCCACUCCGAGGUGGUCAAUCAAGAGGCUUUAGUGAACACCCUGAAGGUCCCACCUGGUUGCCAGAAAAUCACUGAGAAAGAAAGACAGAUCGACUAGAGGUUCCAAAAAAACUGAGGUUCCAACAAACUCCCUCUGGUCUUUCUAAUUCAUUUGGUAACCAUGAUGACCACUCUUUUUUCCUCCUUACCUGGGCACAUGGUGAGCCCCAAAGUCCCCCUGCCAUCAUCGUUGCUGCUUCUGCUGCUGAUACAACUGUUUAGUCGGUGCCCGGCUGCUCCCUCAGGUCCUGAGUCAGACACCUGCUCCACUCUGGUCCAGAGCCGAUUCUUCGGCCACUUCCUGUCCUCCUCCAGUUUCCCCACGGCACCCUGCUCCUGGACCCUGCAGAAUCCCGACCCGCGCCGCUACACCAUCUUUAUCAAGGUCACCAAACCAACCUCCUCAACGGACUGCGUUCCCCGGCAGCUCCGCACCUUCCAGUUUGACUCGUUCCUGGAGACCACGCGCACCUACCUGGGCAUGGAGAGCUUCGACGAGGUGGUCAAGCUGUGUGACUCUUCAUUCCCUGUGGCCUUCCUAGAGGCUGGGAAACAGUUCCUUCAAAUGAGGAAAGGGCCGCCUCGGGUCGGCAUGGUGGUCACCAACCCCAAUGCUGGCGAAGAUGGGGAAUUUAAGACGGAGUACCUGGUGGUGGGGAAGCGUAACCCCAGCAUGGCAGCGUGUCAGAUGCUGUGCCAGUGGCUGGAGGAUUGCCUGGCAUCCAGCACAUCUAACAGGCCCUGUGGCAUCAUGCAGACCCCCUGCCAGUGCUGGGAGCCCCCUCCUCCUCCACAGCUCAGCGAGGGGGAUGGAUGCUACAGGAACGGGGUCUACCUGGAGAACUGCCUACACAGCGCCAAAGGGAAGAGUGAUGCUGACAGCAACGGUGGCUGGAGUGUGUGGGCGGAGUGGGCGGAGUGCAGCAGUGACUGUGGUGGUGGCGUUCAGACCCGGAGCCGUACCUGUCAAUCCCCCUCGGAGGAGUCAUACCUGUGUGAGGGAGUACUGGAGGAGGGAAGGCCCUGUAACCCUCAGCCCUGCAGUGGCAAAGGCCGUCAUCUCUCUCGCAGCCAAUCACUUCGCUCCGUGGACAGCCGCAAGCGCGAUGGCGGCGGUGGCGAGGUAGACAAGACGCGGGGCGGUGGCGGCGGACAGCAGGCCCCACAGACAGUGGACCAGGCUGCGUCAGGUGAGGAGUGGUCAUCGUGGAGUGUGUGUUCGGCCACGUGCGGUGAAGGCUGGCAGAGCCGCACACGUUUCUGUGUCUCCUCCUCCUACAGCACCCAGUGCAGCGGCCCGCUCCGAGAGCAGAGGCCCUGCAACAACUCUGCCGUCUGUCCAGCCGCUCUGAUUGCAGUGCACGGGGCUUGGGAUGAGUGGUCGCCAUGGAGCUUGUGUUCGUCAACCUGUGGCCGUGGUUACCGGGAUCGCACGCGCAGCUGCAAGCCCCCUCAGUUUGGGGGAGACCCCUGUAUGGGGCCGGAGAAACAGACUAAGUUCUGCAACAUCGCUGUCUGCCCAGUUGAUGGAGUUUGGAAUGAGUGGGCUAAUUGGGGUACUUGCUCUGCGUCCUGCUCCAACGGGACCAUGCAGCGGAUCAGGGAGUGUAACGGACCUUCGUACGGAGGAUCAGAGUGUCGCGGGGAGUGGAUAGAGACCAGAGACUGUUUCCUACGGGAGUGCCCAGUGGAGGGGAAGUGGCAUCCGUGGACGUCGUGGGUGGGCUGCACCAAGACAUGUGGCGGGGGGAGCCAACAGAGACAGAGGAUUUGCUAUGGGCCCUUCUUUGGGGGUGAAGAUUGUCCUGGGGAUCGUGAGGAGGUGCGACGCUGCAAUGAGAAGAGGUGUCCAGAGCCUCAUGAGAUCUGUGCAGAGGAGAACUUCUCCAACGUAGUGUGGAAGAUGACUCCAGCAGGAGACACAGCAGCUGUACGCUGCCCUCCUAAUGCCAAUGGGCUGAUCCUGAGGCGGUGCACCCUGGAUGAUGAGGGAAUAGCCUACUGGGAGAACCCCACUUAUAUGAAGUGUAUCUCCAAUGACUACCGCAGCAUCCAAACACUGACUCGGGAACACCUGUCCAAGGCCCAGCGGGGGCUUGUGGGGGAUGGAGUUUCAGAGGUGAUGACCAAGCUCAGGGUAACGUCCAGCGAUGGGACCAGCUACAGCGGAGACUUGCUGGCCAUAGUUGACGUGCUGAAGAACAUGACAGAGAUCUUCAGAAGGGCUUACAACAGCCCCAGCAAUGCAGACAUGAGAAACUUUGUUCAGUCAGUCAGUAACCUGCUGAUGGAGGAGAACAGAGAGAGAUGGGAAGAAGCACAACUGUUGGGUCCUAACAUAAAGGAGCUGUUCCGGUUGGUGGAAGACUUCGUGGACGUGUACGGUCUUAGGAUGAAAGACUUCCAGGACAUGGUUGAGGUCACCGACAACCUAGUUCUGUCCAUCCACAAGCGUCCGGUGGCGGGUAAUGCAGACAUCAGCUUCCCUAUGAAGGGCUGGAAGGGGAUGAUGGACUGGGCCCGCAACUCUGAGGACAGAGUUACUGUCUCCAAAAACAUCCUCUCCACAGGCAAGCCAGAUGCCGAUGACUUGUCAGCGUUUGUCACUGGGAUCGUUCUGUACAGAAACCUGGGCAGCAUCCUAUCUCUACAGAGAAACAGCACUGUGCUCAACUCCAAGGUGGUGUCUGUGACCAUCAAGCCCACCCCAGGAUCCCUCUCUACCCCAGUUGAGGUCCAGUUCUCACACCUUUACAACGGCACCACCAACCAGACCUGCAUCUCCUGGGAUGAGAGUGACAGCUCCUCGCUGCUCGGAUCGUGGUCUGCCAGGGGCUGCAGAGCCGUGCCUGUCGACUCAUUCAGAACCAAAUGCGUGUGUGACAGACUCUCUACCUUCGCCAUUUUAGCACGGCUAAAUCCUGACAUGAAUAUGGAUAAAAUGCAGCUUCCCUCUGUGACACUGAUGGUGGGCUGUGGAGUCUCCUCUCUCACCUUGCUGCUCCUCAUCAUCAUCUAUGUGUCGGUCUGGAGGUACAUUCGCUCCGAGCGCUCCGUCAUCCUCAUCAACUUCUGCCUCUCCAUCAUCUCCUCCAAUGCCCUCAUCCUCAUUGGUCAGACGCAGACAAGGAACAAGGUGAUCUGCACACUGGUCGCUGCUUUCCUGCAUUUCUUCUUCCUGUCGUCUUUCUGUUGGGUUCUGACGGAGGCGUGGCAGUCAUACAUGGCUGUGACUGGCCGGCUGAGGAACCGCAUCAUCCGCAAGCGAUUCCUGUGUCUGGGCUGGGGUCUACCUGCUCUGGUUGUGGCAAUCUCUGUGGGUUUCACCAAAGCAAAAGGAUAUGGCACCGUCAACUACUGCUGGCUGUCUCUGGAAGGUGGUCUGCUUUAUGCUUUUGUGGGACCGGCUGCUGCUGUAGUCUUGGUUAACAUGGUUAUCGGGAUUCUCGUAUUUAACAAACUGGUGUCCAAAGACGGCAUUACUGAUAUGAAACUGAAGGAGAGGGCAGGUCAGAUGACAGUACCACUGUACAAUAUGACGCUCAAAUGUGCCAAGUGCGGAGUUAUCUCGUCGGCUGACGUUUCUACCACAGCUACCAGUAACGCCAUGGCAUCGCUGUGGAGCUCCUGUGUGGUUCUGCCUCUCCUCGCCCUCACCUGGAUGUCUGCUGUCCUGGCCAUCACCGACCGACGCUCCUCCCUCUUCCAGAUCCUGUUCGCUGUGUUUGAUUCGCUGGAAGGCUUCGUCAUCGUCAUGGUGCAUUGCAUCCUGCGCAGAGAGGUUCAAGAAGCAGUGAAGUGUCGGGUAGUGGACCGCCAGGAGGAUGGGAAUGGAGACUCAGGGGGAUCUUUCCAGAACGGACACGCUCAGCUUAUGGUAACUGAUUUCGAGAAAGACGUCGACAUGGCUUGCAGAGGAGGUAAGAGUACCGGCAAAAAAAAGAGUACUCUGAAGCGCUCCUCUCUCCAGGGUGAUGAGAAGCCGUCCUCCCAGCCCCUGACCCUUCAGAAGGGCUCUAACUUCAACACCAUGCCUGCCAGCAUGGCCAAGGUCCACCUCCAGAAUGUGGCAGACUACCCCAGCCAUACCCUCACGCUGCGCAGGGAGAAGGGUGGCGCCACCAAGGGCAUCAGCACCGAGCUGCCGGGAGCAAAGUCCAUCUACAUCUGUGACGGGGAGCUCUUUAAACAGCUCGACGGGGAGCUGUCUCCACAGGGGACAGGGGAGGCCGGGGGGCCUGAGGGCACAGGAACAGGCCCGGGACAAGGGUACAUCAUCCUGCCUAACAACAACAACACUGGCACCCUGGGGCGGCCCGGAAAGGGCAGCAAGGAGGACACGACGGCCAAGUACAACAUCAGCAUGGAGCAGCAGAUGCCCCAGACCAGGCUCAUCCACCUGGCCAGCUCGGUGGGGGUGGAGGGCGUGCCGGGUUUUGCGCUGAAGAGCCUGCCAUCGGACCUGGUCAGUGUGUCCUGCUCGGAGAGGGAGUCGCCCAUCCACAACAUGCAGAACGUCUCCGGAGAAUCCCACAUGACUAACAGCAUGUGUGAACAGGGUGAUUCUGGGAACUCUGGUGUGAUGUCCAAGAGCGAGACCGUGUCCACGCUCUCCAUGAGCUCCCUGGAGAGACGAAAAUCCCGCUACGCGGAGCUCGACUUUGAGAAGAUCAUGCACACGCGGAAGCGUCACCAGGACAUGUUCCAGGACCUGAACAGGAAGAUCCACAGUGCAGACCAGGACAGGGCGUCUCCGCCUGGCGAUGGGAAGGCAGGGAAGAGGUGGAGUGUGUCCUCAACUGGCAGCGACAAGACCAUCAUGAGCGACAAGCAGCAGACACCCAGUAAGAGAGCCUGGGAGGGCAUCAGGAAGACCCACUCUCCCCCGUCGUGGAUGAGGAAGGACCUGGAGCCCUUGGCAGCCUCUCCCCUGGAGCUGCAGAACGUGGAGUGGGAGAAGGCCAGCGCCACCAUCCCUCUGGUGGGACAGGAGAUCAUGGACCUGCAGACAGAGGUGUGAGACUGAGACAGAGAGACAGACAGAGAGAGAGACAGAGAGCAGCCAACCUCGUCCCCCAGCCCAGCUCUCAGACAUACAGGCACCUUCCCUUCCCACAGCUCCACAUCUCAAUCUCACUCUGGGAACCAACGACCAACGACCAACGAGCAACGAAACGGGCAGGGGUGAGAGAGAGAGAGAGAGAGAGAGAGAGAGAGAGAGAGAGAGAGAGAGAGAGAGAGA